AUGUUUGACUCUGCGGUCAUUCAGACGAUUGGCAUCCGAAUCCAGCUUCUCUGGGUCAUCUGGUCUCAGAUUUUGGACAUGAUCUCGGUAGACCCUGUUCUCGGGACACCAGAUCCUCUGGACCUGUUUUAUUCUCAUCCUCUCAGGCUGGAAUUUAAUAAUCUGUGGAACAGAAAGUCUGAGAUCCCAAUGGAAGCAAUAGAUGAACGAACUGCCUCACGUCUGAACUCAGUAGAUUGCCUGGAGCCGGGCCCCACAACUUGGCUUUGCGGGAGCGGCGAGUCUCCCGCUCGGACCCCAUCCGUCCGCACCCACGCGCGCGCGGGGGCACCCCGGGGUGCGAACCGGCGUCCGGGCGCCAGGCGAUCGCCAGUUUUUCCCGCCGCGGCCGGCCGGUCGGUCGGUCUGUCUGUCGGUCGGUCUGUGCGCUCCGCUUUGUCCGGGCGGGCGUCCGGGGGGAGGCGGCGGCGGCGCGCGGGGGUCCGGGUCCCCCGCCCCCGCGGCGCGUCGGGGAGUCCGGGGCGCGCGGCGAUUGGCUGUCGGCGGCGGGGCGCGGGCGGCCCCAGAGCUUUGUCUGAGUUGGCCAGAAGUUGCCGAGCCGGGAGCCCCGGGAGUCGGCGCUGGCGGGGCGCUCGCGGCAGCUCAGCCGCGGCCCGCGCAGGGUGGGGGGCGCGCCCAGGAGGACCCCGGGACUCGGCGCCGCGCGGGCAGGUCUGCGUGCGGGAGGGAGACGCGGGCCGGGGCCGGGGCCGGGGAGGGGGGCGCGCCCGAAGUUGCGGGGCGCGGCGGCGGAGAACUUGGCGCGGGCGCGCGGGCGCAGGGGGGGGUGAGACCGGGGACCCCCCCGAGCCCCGCCACCACCCCCGGGCGGCGCCCCCCGAGCCCCGGGCACCCGGCGGCACGAUGCGCGCGCGCCUGCUGGCCCCGGCGCUCCUGCUGCUGCUGCUGCUGCUGCUGGCGCUCGGGCCCCGCGUCCUGGGCAAGAAUCUGAAAUACCGGAUUUACGAGGAGCAGCGGGUGGGCUCGGUGGUGGCCCGGCUGGCCGAGGAUGUGGCCGACGUGCUGCAGCGGCUGCCGAACCCCGGCGCGGUCCGCUUUCGGGCCAUGCAGCGGGGCAACUCGCCGCUGCUGGUGGUGGACGAGAGCAGCGGCGAGAUCAGCAUCGGCGCCCAGAUCGACCGCGAGCAACUGUGCCAGAAGAACCUGAACUGCUCCAUCGAGUUCGAUGUCAUCACGCUGCCCACCGAGCACCUGCAGCUCUUCCACAUCGAGGUGGAGGUGCUGGACAUCAACGACAACGCGCCCCGCUUCGCGCGCGCGCUCAUCCCGCUGGACAUCUCCGAGAGCGCGGCCGUGGGCACCCGCAUCCCGCUCGACAGCGCCUUCGACCCGGACGUGGGCGACAACGCGCUGCACACCUACUCGCUGGAGCCCAACGACUCCUUCGACAUCGAGGUGCGCACCCGCACGGACGGCGCCAAGUGCGCCGAGCUCGUGGUGGCGCGCGAGCUGGACCGCGAGCUGCAGGCCGCCUACGAGCUGCAGCUGACCGCCUCGGACCUGGGGGUGCCCCCGCGCUCCGGCUCCUCCGUCCUGAAGAUCAGCAUCUCCGACUCCAACGACAACAGCCCCGCGUUCGAGCAGCCCUCCUACGUGAUCCAGCUCCCGGAGGACGCCCCGGUGGGCACUUUGCUCCUGGACCUGAACGCCACCGACCCGGACGAGGGCGCCAACGGGAGGAUCGUGUACUCCUUCAGCAGCCACGUGGCCCCCCAGAUUGUCGAGACGUUCCGGAUCGACCCCGAGAGGGGCCACCUGACGCUGUUCAAGCCCGUGGAUUAUGAGACCACCAAGUCCUAUGAGAUUGACGUGCAGGCUCAGGACUUGGGGCCCAACUCCAUCCCGGCUCACUGCAAGAUCAUCAUCAAGGUGGUGGACGUGAACGACAACAAGCCCGAGAUUAACAUCAACCUCAUGUCCCCCGAGAAGGAGGAGAUUUCUUACAUUUUUGAAGGGGAUCCUGUUGAUACUUUUGUGGCCUUGGUCAGGGUCCAGGACAAGGAUUCCGGGCUGAAUGGAGAAAUCGUCUGUAAGCUCCAUGGACACGGCCAUUUCAAACUUCAGAAGACUUAUGAAAACAAUUAUUUGAUCCUGACCAAUGCCACCCUGGAUAGGGAGAAGCGGUCUGAGUACAGUUUGACUGUCAUCGCGGAGGACAAGGGGACCCCCAGCCUCUCCACGGUCAAACAUUUCACUGUGCAAAUCAAUGAUGUGAAUGACAAUCCGCCCCACUUCCAGAGAAGCCGGUACGAGUUGGCCAUCUCAGAGAACAACUCGCCAGGGGCGUACAUCACCACCGUGACGGCCACCGACCCCGAUCUUGGGGAAAAUGGGCAAGUCACCUACACCAUCCUCGAGAGUUUCAUCCUGGGCAGUUCCAUCACGACCUACGUCACCAUCGACCCAUCCAACGGGGCCAUUUAUGCCCUCAGGAUUUUUGAUCAUGAAGAAGUGAGUCAGAUCACGUUUGUGGUGGAAGCCAGAGACGGAGGCCGUCCCAAGCAACUGGUGAGCAAUGCCACCGUCGUGCUCACCAUCAUCGACGAAAAUGACAACGUCCCUGUGGUCAUCGCCCCCGCCCUGAGGAACAACACGGCUGACAUCGCCAUCCCCAAAGGGGCGGAAGGUGGCUUCCACAUCACCCGGAUUAGGGCGAUUGACAGAGACUCCGGUGUGAAUGCGGAACUCAGCUGUUCCAUAGUGGCAGGUAACGAGGAGAAUAUCUUUGUCAUUGACCCCCGGUCAUGUGACAUCCACACCAACGUGAGCAUGGAGUCUGUCCCCUACACAGAGUGGGAGCUCUCCGUUGUCAUCCAGGACAAAGGCAGCCCUCAGCUCCACACCAAGGUCCUUCUCAAGUGCGUGACCUUUGACUACACGGAGUCAGUGACAAGUACGGCCAUGACCUCUGUGAGCCCAGCCUCCUUGGACGUCUCCAUGAUCAUCAUUAUUUCCUUGGGGGCCAUCUGUGCCGUGCUGCUGGUUAUCAUGGUGCUGUUUGCCACUAGGUGUAACCGAGAAAAGAAGGACACCAGAUCCUAUAACUGCAGGGUGGCGGAAUCAACUUACCAGCACCACCCAAAGAGGCCAUCCAGGCAGAUUCAUAAAGGGGACAUCACUUUGGUGCCUACCAUCAAUGGGACUCUGCCCAUCCGUUCCCAUCACAGAUCUUCUCCGUCUUCAUCUCCUACCUUAGAGAGAGGACAGAUGGGCAGCCGACAGAGUCACAACAGUCACCAGUCACUCAACAGUUUGGUGACAAUCUCCUCAAACCACGUGGCAGAGAACUUCUCACUGGAACUCACCCAUGCCACUCCUGCAGUUGAGGUGUCCCAGCUUCUGUCCAUGCUUCACCAGGGUCAGUAUCAGCCAAGGCCAAGUUUUCGAGGAAACAAAUACUCCAGGAGCUAUAGAUAUGCCCUCCAAGACAUGGACAAAUUUAGCCUGAAAGACAGUGGCCGAGGUGAUAGUGAAGCAGGUGACAGUGACUAUGACCUGGGGCGUGAUUCUCCAAUAGACAGGCUGCUGGGGGAAGGAUUCAGCGACCUGUUUCUUACAGAUGGAAGAAUUCCAGCAGCCAUGCGCCUGUGCACGGAGGAGUGCCGGGUGCUGGGCCACUCGGACCAGUGCUGGAUGCCGCCGCUGCCGUCGCCGUCCUCCGACUACCGCAGCAACAUGUUCAUCCCGGGCGAGGAGUUCCCGGCGCAGCCCCUGCAGCAGCCCCCACCGCCGCAUGCCCCGGCCGGACCCUGCGCGGGGCUGGACGAGGACGGGCCGGGCAGUGGCGAGGGCGAGAAGAAGAAGAGCUUCUCCACCUUCGGCAAGGACGCGCCGGGCCCGGAGCCCAACGAGGGCGCGUCGCUGCUGUCCGAGAUGAGCAGCGUGUUCCAGCGCCUGCUGCCGCCCGCGCCCGACGCCCCCAUCCCCAUCCCGGGCCCCGGGGGUCCUCCCGGGCCCGGGCCUGGUCCCGGUCCCGGCCCCGGCCCCGGCCCCGACGCCGAGCCCCGGGACGCGGGCGGCUCCCUGGAGCGCCGCAAGGGCCCGCUGCCCCCCAAGGCCCCCAGCUACCCCGCGGGCGUGGCCGCCUGGGCCGCGGGCACCCACUUCCAGAACCCCGCGGGGGGUCCCAGCGUGCAGCCCGCCGCCAAGUGGCUCCCGGCCAUGGAGGAGAUCCCCGAGAACUACGAGGAGGACGACUUCGACAACGUGCUGGGCCACCUGGCCGACGGCAAGCACGAACUCCUGGACGCCAGCGAGCUGGUGGCCGAGAUCAACAAGCUCCUGCAGGACGUGCGCCAGAGCUAGGGGCCUCCCCGGGCAUCCUCGGGG
Molecule: messenger RNA, 4389 nt
Organism: Sorex fumeus (smoky shrew)
Lineage: Eukaryota; Metazoa; Chordata; Mammalia; Eulipotyphla; Soricidae
Gene: PCDH18
Product: protocadherin 18
Exons: 5
Coding region: 1-4365 (1454 amino acids)
Biological process (GO): homophilic cell-cell adhesion
Cellular component (GO): plasma membrane
Molecular function (GO): calcium ion binding
Source: RefSeq, a predicted model, not a curated record